AUGGCGGCCCGACUCGCUCUCAACUCGCGCAUUCGGCUGCUGCGGACCCCCAACCUACCUACUUCCUCCCGACUUCUCUCUACAACUACACGCUCGGUGCCACUCUCGCGAGCUACAACACCGCUCCUCGUACCUGCUGCUCGGACUACUUCGGCAACCUCUGUUCGCCACUAUGCGAAUGGUCGACCACACCCUCCGGGCGGUACUCACCGCAUGAACAUGAGCCCGGAGCCUGAGAAGCCUGCUCUGGAACAAUUUGGUGUGGAUUUGACAGAGAAGGCGAGAGCAGGAAAGCUAGACCCGGUCAUUGGCAGAGACGCCGAGAUUCAUCGCACGAUCCAGAUCCUGUCUCGGAGAACCAAGAACAAUCCAGUCUUGAUCGGUGCUGCUGGUACCGGUAAGACUGCCGUGUUGGAAGGUCUGGCCCAGCGCAUUGUGCAAGGUGAUGUUCCUGAGAGCAUCAAGAACAAGCGCGUGGUCAGUCUGGAUUUAGGAUCCCUGAUCGCGGGCGCCAAGUUUCGCGGUGACUUUGAGGAGCGUCUGAAAUCUGUGUUGAAGGAGGUUGAAGACGCUGAGGGCAAGGUUAUCCUCUUCAUUGAUGAGCUUCAUACGCUGCUAGGACUGGGCAAGGCCGAGGGCAGUAUCGACGCCAGCAAUCUGCUCAAGCCUGCUCUGUCUCGGGGUGAACUUCAAUGCUGUGGUGCUACAACUCUCAACGAAUACCGAUUGAUCGAAAAGGAUGUCGCACUGGCUCGCCGAUUCCAGCCGAUUUUGGUGGGCGAACCGUCCGUUGCCUCCACCAUCUCCAUCCUCCGCGGUAUUAAGAACAAAUACGAAGUCCAUCACGGUGUCCGAAUUACCGACGGUGCCUUGGUUGCCGCUGCCACCUACAGUAAUCGUUAUAUUGCCGAUCGUUACCUCCCCGACAAAGCCAUUGACCUGGUAGACGAAGCUGCAUCAGCGCUCCGUCUGCAGCAAGAAUCCAAGCCCGAUGCGAUUCGUGAACUAGAACGUGACAUUACAACCAUACAAAUCGAACUUGAAUCCCUCCGCAAGGAAACCGAUGUGAGCAGCCGCGAACGGCGCGACAAGCUUCAGGAAGACCUGAAGAUUAAGCAGGAUGAGGUCAGCAAAUUGACCGAGGUCUGGGAGAAGGAGAAGGCCGAGAUCGAUACUAUCAAGCGCACGAAGGAAGAUCUGGAGCGUGCUCGGUUCGAGCUUGAGCAAGCUCAGCGUGAAGGCAACUUCGCAAAGGCUGGCGAGCUCAGAUAUUCGACCAUUCCUGGCCUCGAAGCCAAGUUACCCAAGGAAGGCUCAGAGCAGGAGGCUGAACGCCAAAGUCUCAUCCAUGACUCUGUCACAGCUGACGACAUCGGCAAUGUUGUAUCGCGAACAACUGGCAUUCCUGUCAACAAGCUGAUGUCAGGUGAAGUCGAGAAGCUCAUUCACAUGGAGGAUACCCUCCGGCAAUCGGUCCGUGGACAAGAUGAAGCACUCGUUGCAGUAGCCAACGCGGUGCGCAUGCAGAGAGCCGGCCUUAGUGGUGAAAACCGCCCAUUGGCUUCGUUCAUGUUCCUUGGUCCCACGGGUGUGGGUAAGACCGAGCUUUGCAAGAAAAUGGCCGAGUUUCUCUUCUCUACCGAGACUGCAGUUGUGCGAUUCGACAUGAGCGAGUUCCAGGAGAAGCAUACUAUCAGUCGUCUGAUCGGUUCCCCAGCUGGCUAUGUCGGCUACGACGAUGCUGGUCAGCUCACCGAAGCUGUGCGACGCAAACCAUAUGCCGUUCUCCUGUUCGAUGAGUUCGAAAAGGCUCAUCGGGAUAUCUCAGCUCUGUUGCUUCAAGUACUUGAUGAAGGCUUCCUUACCGAUGCCCAGGGCCACAAGGUUGAUUUCAGAAACACCCUGAUCGUCUUGACCUCCAACCUUGGCGCUGAGAUUCUUGUCGGAGCUGAUCCCUUGCAUUCCUACAAGGACACUGGCGGUGCUGAGCUCUCGCCAGACAUCAAGAAGGCAGUGAUGGAUGUUGUUCAGAGCGCUUAUCCGCCAGAGUUCCUGAACCGUAUGGACGAGUUUAUCAUCUUCAAGCGGCUCUCAAAGGAAGCACUGCGGGACAUCGUGGAUAUCAGACUGAAGGAACUUCAAGGCCGACUGGACAGCCGACGGAUGACCCUGCAGGUAGACAACGAGAUUAAAGACUGGCUGUGCGAGAAGGGCUAUGAUCCCAAAUUUGGUGCUCGUCCUCUUAAUCGGUUGAUCGCCAAGGAGAUUGGAAACCGGCUGGCCGACAAGAUCAUCCGUGGCGAGGUCACCUCAGGCCAGACUGCUCGGGUCUCGCUCAAUGACGACAAGUCUGGCUUGAUUGUGACGACUGAAGGAAAGAAGGAAGAAGCAUGA
This is a messenger RNA of Penicillium daleae, 2394 nucleotides long. It is a transcript of the gene hsp78, whose product is annotated as chaperone ATPase HSP78. Bases 1 to 2394 code for a protein of 797 amino acids. Lineage: Eukaryota; Fungi; Ascomycota; Eurotiomycetes; Eurotiales; Aspergillaceae. Gene Ontology annotation, cellular component: cytoplasm; mitochondrial matrix. The transcript has a single exon. Gene Ontology annotation, biological process: cellular response to heat. The record is from RefSeq and is a predicted model, not a curated record. Gene Ontology annotation, molecular function: ATP hydrolysis activity; ATP binding.